This is a messenger RNA of Rotaria sordida, 994 nucleotides long. NCBI's taxonomy places the organism in Eukaryota, Metazoa, Rotifera, Eurotatoria, Philodinida, Philodinidae. The record is from the annotation of a GenBank genome assembly.
CUAUCUUUUGAUGCUAAAAUAUCAAGUCUAGCUCGGUUACAGUACACAAAUCUCCAUUGUUAGUGCACUUUAUUGUGCUGCUCUUAUCAAAGAGGUAAGAUAUUAUCAUGUCGAUUAUACUUUGUUGUUGUCAUGGUGAUCUAGGCUAACUUUCUACAAGGUGUUGUCAACAUCAUACUAGGUAAAGUGAAUGAUAUUUGUCAUAAUAAUUUCAUAAGAAUAUUUAGGUGAUGGACCUGAAUGUGGUUAUGCAAUUGCUGUUCACGCACAUAUUGAUAAAGUAGCUUGUACUAGUUCAGUUGAAGUUGGAAAGAAAAUACAAGAAGCAGCAACUACAUCAAAUCUUAAAUGUGUUACACUUGAACUUGGUCAAUUCUAUAAUAAUGUAAGAGUUUGGAUAUUUGGUCCAGUAAUAUCAGUCUUAAAGUAUGAUUCAUAUGAAGAAGUUAUCAAACGAGCAAACGACACGACUUUUGGACUUGGUGCUGGAGUGAUAACUAGAGACAUAAGACGUGGUCUUACGUUGGCUCAUCAAAUACGACCUGGCUCUGUUUGGAUAAAUACUUAUAAGGCUAUAUGUUAUGAAAGAGAAUUAGGUCGAUAUGAUCUCGAAGCAUACUAUCAAAGUGAUCCUGAUAAAUCAAUUGAAACUGCUAAAAAAGGUUUCCAAUAUGAUUCACCAUGGCGUAAGUUUGAUCCUGCUACACAUGCUCAGUUAAUUCGUAAACUUGCUAAUUUACUUCCACGUGUUGUGGAUUAUUUAGCAGCUGGUUUUCCACCAGGUAUUAUUAACAAUGUACCAGUCGAUGUUCCUGUUCGAACUGCUCAUAGAGCAGUUUUUACUCAUGCAGGUCAAGUAUGUUUUGCUGCAUCAAGAAUAUUUGUUCAUUCCACACUUCACGAUGCCUUUGUGUCUAAAAGUGUCGAAUUAGCAAAGAAACGUAUUGUUGGUGAUCCAUUUGAUUCUACAACUGAACAAGGACCAUACGUAUAG